Mollisia scopiformis is the source of this 945-nucleotide messenger RNA. RefSeq lists its product as uncharacterized. The transcript is spliced from 2 exons. The coding region runs from base 343 to 945 and encodes 200 amino acids. NCBI's taxonomy places the organism in Eukaryota, Fungi, Ascomycota, Leotiomycetes, Helotiales, Mollisiaceae. The record is from RefSeq and is a predicted model, not a curated record.
AACAGAUAACUUUGGCGGAAUCCACUCGUACUCUCAACAGGAUCUGGACUUUGUUACUACACAUGCAAUAGGCUAGGACAUCAGAUGUCUUUCAGGGACUACCGAUGGUUUGGCUGGUGAAGAUGUAACACCUUCCAAUUAUUCACAGGGUACAUCAUUUGCUACCGCUGCAGUGAGUGGCUUGGCAGCAUAUUACUGGACUCUGCCUGCACUUUAAGCAUCGAUUGAUAUUAGAGAUGGUACGGUAAACGAAAGGAUACGAUCUAAGAUUGUAACCAACCAGUGGAACAGGCCUGAAGGCUCAUCGCCCUUCUCCAACCGUCUGUAGGUGUGGCAUGGAAUAUGCAACAAUCUCCUUUGAAUAUUUGUCCUGCGACCGGCGCUGGCAAAAACAAACGCCAAUGUCAGCCAGCCUCGAGCUCACCAAGUCAAAGCGAGCUAGUGUCAACCUCCCCAAGCUCGAGUCCACCAUCUUCGAGUCCACCAUCUUCGAGUCCACCAUCUUCGAGUCCACCAUCCUCCACUCCUCCAAGCUCAACAACAACAUCACUUCCACCCUUGACUACAACAUCUACCAGUUGUACCCAAAUGACCACAACGGUAGUCUGCAACAGAAGCGGAGGCAACUCAGCUUGCAAUACGACGUCCGUCUGUGGCAACAGUUUUCCUCCCUCUUCAACACAGACCUACAGCCCAUCCUCAACAACCACCUCGAACGAAGUCGUCUCAACAAGCCUCACCCUUCGCUACCUACCCAUCGGAACACCGUCCUGCCUCCCAGAAGCCGACCUCGGCUUCGACGACGUAUCAGCCAACGCCGCCAUCAACGACUUCUGUGCCAAAGACGUAACCGUCUACGCACGGUACCCCAACAUGGAUCCCUUUAUGCUGUACCACGAUACUGGAAACGGACCUAACUAUGCCAUCAAUAUUACUUUGAGUUGA